AUGUUGGAAGCAUCCCGAGAUGAGAUUCGCAAGACCAUCGACGACAAUGGCCGGGGGAUAUCCAGGAUCGUGCAACAGAUUCUUCUAUUUUGGGAUGUCCACAUCUGGGAGCCAAUCUGCACCGGAACAAGGUUCUUACACCUCGUGGUCAUCUUCGUGCCCGUCAUCCUUUCAGUACCCGCCAUCUGGUUUGGACGGCGCCAUCCUGACAAAGACGGCGAAAGGAGCGGCACCCUCUGGUGGUAUGGAUUCCUUGUGAAAUCGAUGGAGCUGGCAGGCCCUGCGUUCAUCAAGCUCGGCCAGUGGGCAGCUUCGAGGACCGACAUCUUCCCCACGGCCAUGUGCGAUACAAUGUCUAAGCUGCAUUCGAAUGCGCCGGCUCAUUCCAUGCGCGUCACUCGGAAGACAGUUGAGGCAGCGUUUAACGGACGUAAUUUUGAGGAUAUUUUCGACGAGUUUCACGAAACACCUCUCGGAGUUGGCGCAAUCGCCCAAGUCUACAAAGCAAAGCUCAAACCUGAUCUUGCAGCACCGCAAGAGCUGGCAGCCGCUCCAAAGGAACCACGACCUCUUACUCAAAAUAUGAAGCAACAUGUGAGAACUGUUUUGAAAAGUUCACCCAAGCAGGUUCCAUCAACGUACGUCGCCGUCAAAGUAUUGCACCCCAACGUUGAACGCAUCGUGCGAAGGGAUCUGAAGAUUAUGGGCUUCUUCGCCACUUUGCUCAAUACGAUCCCCACGAUCGAGUGGCUCUCUCUACCGGACGAAGUUUCCCAAUUCGGGGAGAUGAUGAAGCUCCAGCUAGAUUUGCGAAUAGAGGCCGCCAAUCUGGAAACGUUUAGAAGGAACUUUGGGGACCGGACGACGGCUUCGUUCCCCUUCCCCUAUUCCGAGUUCACGACCCGCAACGUUCUCAUUGAAGAGUUCGCUCAGGGAAUACCUCUAGCAGACUUCAUGGAAAACGGAGGCGGCGUCUUCCAGCAUGAUAUCGCUGACGAGGGGCUGGACGCGUUUCUCCGGAUGUUGCUUCUAGACAAUUUUGUUCAUGCCGACUUGCAUCCAGGCAAUAUCAUGGUCCGUUUUUAUCAGUCCGCACAACCAAAUAUUCGGCUGCGUCGGUCUGCUGAGAAGGCUCCUACCUCGGACGACGGCCACCUCGAUGUUACGGAGCAGGUUUUGGAACGACUACGGCCAUAUCGGCGCCGCAAGGACAAAUCCGCAUGGGAAGCCGAGUUGGCCAAGAUUGAUGCCGAGGGUUAUCGUCCACAACUCAUCUUUAUCGACACAGGUCUGGUGACGGAGUUGAAUGCAGUCAAUCGCGACAAUUUCCUGGCCUUAUUCCAUGCCGUCGCCGAGUUUGACGGCUACAAAGCCGGCCAUCUCAUGUGCGAGCGCUGUCGGCAACCCGAGGCCGUCAUCGACAAGGAAGUCUUUGCCCUCAAGAUGCAGCAUCUCGUCCUGAGUGUCAAGAGCCGCACACUGGCCCUCGGCAACGUCAAAAUCGGCGACAUUUUGCAGGAAGUCCUCUCCAUGGUGCGCAACCAUCACGUCCGCCUGGAAGGCGACUUUGUCAACGUUGUCAUCAGUAUUCUCCUUUUAGAGGGCAUUGGACGCAGUCUCAAUCCCAAUGUCGACCUUCUGAGCAGCUCGCUGCCAAUUCUGAGACAGCUAAGCGCUCAGAGCGGUGCUGAGAUGGCGAAGCACGGUGAUUUCUCCAUGAUUAUGCUGUGGAUGGGCUUGGAGGCGAGGAAGUUUAUGCAGGCUAGCGUUGACGAUGUUGAACGAUGUGUCAAAUACGAUCUCCUAUCACCCAAUGUAUGA
This is a messenger RNA of Trichoderma harzianum CBS 226.95, 1821 nucleotides long. RefSeq lists its product as hypothetical. Bases 1 to 1821 code for a protein of 606 amino acids. Lineage: Eukaryota; Fungi; Ascomycota; Sordariomycetes; Hypocreales; Hypocreaceae. The record is from RefSeq and is a predicted model, not a curated record. Gene Ontology annotation, cellular component: mitochondrion. The transcript has 2 exons.